Molecule: messenger RNA, 5430 nt
Organism: Silurus meridionalis
Lineage: Eukaryota; Metazoa; Chordata; Actinopteri; Siluriformes; Siluridae
Gene: gpc1b
Product: glypican 1b
Exons: 9
Coding region: 700-2334 (544 amino acids)
Biological process (GO): negative regulation of fibroblast growth factor receptor signaling pathway; cell migration; regulation of protein localization to membrane
Cellular component (GO): extracellular region; plasma membrane; cell surface
Molecular function (GO): fibroblast growth factor binding
Source: RefSeq, a predicted model, not a curated record
UUAAAAUACAUUUUUUUUAAAGUAAUUUUGGGGGGGAUUUUACAAUUACAACUGUGAAAACCCUCUCUGCGCAUAUGUCUUGGUUAGAUGUAACACGCAAGGUCAGUUAUUCUGUAGAGAUCUGUAGAGAUCAGUGUGUCCGGGGCGGUGUGAACGCGUCUGAGGCACCGGAAGCUGGAAGCUAAAUCUGUUCUUUUUUGGCUUUUGGCUCCAACAGACACGCGGUGUAACGUCCUCUAGAGGCGCGCGAGCUCGAUGCCCCUUGCUUUCCCGACUGACGUUGAAGGUGUCUAAGCGUUUCUCCGGCCCGAAAGCGCAAGAGACAGCGCGCGCAUACACACACACACACACGCGCGCGUGCACACACUCUCAGGACACACACCGGACCAGCAACGACUCAGUUUCUUAUUUAACACAUUAUUGAAGAGCUUUUCUAAAAUAAUAAUACUAAGAUACUGGAUCCCGGGUGCGCAAGUGUGCUCAAAUCACAGGCACGGAGUAAAAGCAAUUUCUCACCAGACCGGCAGCGUAGGCGUUUUUUUUCCCCCCCAGUGCAUCUCAGAUAUUCAGCACUGGAAAAGAGAACUUGAAUGCCAGUUUAAACGCGUGCAAAUCACCAGACGGACAGACAGCAAGCGCGUCCAUCUCAUUGUGUGUGUUAUAUAUUGUUUUCUUUGUCGGAUCUGGAAGUGCGGGACGAUGGAGGUGCGCGUGGCGCUCGUGCUGUGCGUCCUGGCCGGAGCGGUGAGCGCAGAGAGCGCGAGCGGCAAGUCCCGGAGCUGCUCGGCUUUCCGACAGUUUUACAGCAGCAAAAGCUUCAGCCUGAGCGGCGUUCCGCAGACGCAGAUCUCUGGUGAGCAUUUGCGAGUGUGUCCACAAGGCUACACCUGCUGUACAAGCCAGAUAGAGGAGAAUCUAUCCAAUCUGAGCAAGAAAGAAUUUGAAGACCAGGUCAAGGAAUCUGGCCACACUUUACAGGUCUCCCUCAACAGCCAGUACAAAAACUUUGAUGGUUAUUUCCAGGAGCUGCUAAAUCGUUCUGAAGCGUCUCUUCAUAACUCAUUGUCGUCCACCUUCGGCUCACUCUUCUCCCAGAAUGCCCAGGUGUUCCGGGAUCUAUAUUCAAAUCUGCGGAACUACUACCGUGGCUCCAAAGUGAACCUGGAGGAGGAACUGAAUGAAUUCUGGGCACGGCUGCUGGAGAGGUUGGUGCGAGGACUGAACGGGCGCUACCACAUCGGCGAAGAUUAUCUGGAUUGUGUGGCAAAACAGGCAGAGACACUUCGUCCCUUCGGAGAAACAGUACGAGAGUUCAAGCUCAAGGUCACACGCACCUUUGUGGCUGCACGAUCGUUUGUUCAGGGGCUUGUCAUUGCUGGGGACGUGGUCCGAAAAGUUUCCCAGGUUUCUCUAAGUGUGGAGUGUGUGCGUGCUCUGAUGAGGCAGACAUACUGUCCUCACUGUAGAGAAAUGGCCUGGGCUAAACCGUGUGCCCCGUACUGCAGAAAUGUGAUGAAGGGCUGUCUCGCCAAUCAGGCAGACCUGGAUACUGAGUGGAAAAACCUUGCAGAUGCUAUGCUACAGGUGGCUGAUAAGUUGAGCAGACCCUACAGUGUUGAUGCAGCCAUUUUGUCUCUGCCUAAGCGCAUUGCUGACGCCAUCCUUUACAUGCAGGAUAACCUGAAUACUUUUAACAGCAAGGUGUUUCAGGCAUGUGGUACACCUCCAGAGAACCCUAACCCAGAGGAGAUAAAAAAUAAAGGCAAACCCGUAGUAGAGGAUGUCAGCAGCACUUCAGCAGCAAGUGUAGAAAAACUUUUAUCAGAUGUAUCCCACAAGAUAAGGACCAUGAUGCAAUACUGGAUUCAGUUGCCCAAUAAGCUGUGUAAGGACCGAGAGGCAAAAAGCAGUGAUGAGAACAAAUGCUGGAAUGGAAUGGCCAUAGAUAGGUAUCUCCCAGAUGUGAUGGGAGAUGGACUGGCCAACCAAAUCAACAACCCCGAAGUGGAGAUUGACAUCACCAAACCGGACAUGAUCAUGCGACAACAGAUCAUGCAGCUCAAAAUCAUGACAAGCCGAAUGAAGAACGCCAUCAACGGCAAUGACGUGGACUUUCAGGAUGCCAGUGAUGACAUCAGUGGCUCUGGAAGUGGAAUGUGUAAUGAUGAUCAGUGUUUCCACAACCAACAAACUAUGGUUGACACCACACGCAGACCGAUUAUCUAUCCCAACCCUUCUGUGAAGAAGCAUGACGUAAAAGAUGACGGAAGACGGAUCCUCCCCUGUUCUGCCCUUUAUUUGAUCUCAUUGGCCACAGUGCUGCUUAGGCGAUAAUUGUUGUUUCUGCAAAUCAGGACUCAGGGGAAGGGGAAGAACUAAGGAGGGGCGGGGGCAGUUACAUUGCCAAAAAUAAUAUCAUAACAAGCAUAUGAAACUUACAAACAAUAGCAAAAUAUGGAAAUGAAUGGUCCUCUUUGUCACUACACAGAAUAUUCUUUCAUUUCUGUCCUUUAUGUCUGUUUUCAAUACCUGCACUCCUAGAAGUUCUCUGGUGUGAGGUAAAUAUUGUGCAUUUAACAACUUACAAAUGAUUUUUCUGGGUAUGGAUUUAACUAUAUAUAUGGAGUUCUGUGCCGUAAGAGCCGCGAAAAAUAUCGUAUUUGUUCUCAUUUAAAAAAUUAGGGUUUCAGAUAUUUUAUUUAUUACUGUAAUCCCCCCUAAACCUGAAAUCCAGUAUAUUUAAAUGUCUGGAAAACACCAUAUAUAUUUCACAUCACCUGAGAGAAUUGUUAGUCUCCCACAGUAAAAAUCAUGGUCCUGCAUAGGACCGUGGUCUGUAUACCAUACAGUAUAUCUCAUGUGACCAUACACUUCCUCAUGCUUUAAAGAAUCAUUGUAAUAAUUUCUUUUUUAAAUUGCAGCCUCAAGGCUCAGGCUUGCAUGAAACACUACCUUUAAGCACCAUCGUUAUGAAUAAUGCGCAAAAUGUUAACACGCAUUAUUUGGCAAUGCAAACAGCAAUAUUUUGGCAUUGAAAUUCACUCACCAGCAGAAUAAAAAAGACAAUAUUUUGAGGACGUUUAUCAGGUCACAGAUGCUGUAUGUGAAUCAUAUAUGAUAGUGUCUUGAGCUAAUUAAAUUUCCUUAUCGUCUCACGUUUUUCUCAAGGUGAAAACCAUUCAUUAGGACUUUUAAACACAUUGUUCAGUAAUGAACUACAUUGUGGAAUCCCCUUGAAUUUCCCUCUUUAAAUGGUAAAAAAAAACGUUGCUUUUGUGACGUCCUCACUGAAAUAUUUCGUCCCUAAUGAUCAUGUUUGUCUACGAAUGAUACUCUGUAGACAGGAAUAUUAAUAUCCGAGGGUUGAGAAGGAGGUUGAGCAUUUUGUAUGGAGAAAUGUUUGUGGAUAAAUAGACGAAAGUGUGUGUGUGUGUGUGUGUGUGUGUGUGUGUGUGUGUGUGUGUGUGUGUGUGUGUGUGUGUAAGUUUGUGUGUUUUUGUUUGUUUGUUUUGUCUUGGUGAUAAAUUCAGAUGCAGCAUGUGUGAGGGAUGUAGCCGAAAAUAUGAUUUCAUUGUUCUAAACAGGAACAAAUCCUGACAAGAAAAGUUGGCACACUAUAGUGUAUUCACAGGUCAAUGCCUCGAGGUGUGCAUUGGGACUGGAAUCCAGCAGGAUGCAAAAAAAUCACAAAGUCACCAAAGAGCAGCAAGUUUUAACUUUUAUGUUGAAACGAGUGAGCAGUCAGAUGUGAAGCUCGUGGGACGAAUAAAGAGUGCAGCAUCGUGCAACUCUGCAAAUUGCAUGUAGAAAAUUCCUGCUACUGUUUUUUUAGUCAUAUUAGGCUACAUCAGAUCCAAUAAAACCAAAUUUGUUAGAAAACAGAAAGCAGACAAUAAUAACCAAAAAAAAAUACCAACACAAACAGGCUUGAAUAGCUGCUCUAGUUAUGACUAAUUGUGAACUCCAUUUUCUAUCUCUGUGUUUGUUGAAAUUUUAAGUGUGCAAGUCUUUGACUAUAUGGGAAUGUGGACAUGAGGGUCCUCAGAGUGUAUGACUCUGUAUGUGUGUUUAUGUUGGGAGUAGACAUUCGUGUGUAUGUGUGUUUGAUGGAGUGUAUAAAUCUGAAUGCUCAUCUUUCAGUGCCUGUGACAGAACACCCCUGUUCUGGGAAUAAGUAUGGUGCAGGUUUAUGUAAUCACUACCGAACAUGCAGUGGAAUCAACUGCCUUUAGAAUGCACACUGCACUUAAUGCACCUAUGUAGUGAUGAUGUGCUCAGAACCACUGCAUGCUGGGGCAUCCCUUUUGUCUUUCACCAGUUAUCGUUUGUCUGAGCAGACACAUUCCUAAACGAAUGAAAGAAAAAUAUGAGUAAAUGAAAAUAAAAUGUAAAAAGUCCAUUUAUUUGCACAACUUUUGUCACUCUUUGUAGCUCUCAUUUAAGUCCUCUACUCAUUUCCUGACCGCUUUUUCUUUCUUCCUUUUCUUUUUUUUUUUUCAAAUGCUGCACAUAACAUACCUGUUAACUCUUAAGCAGCCGCUACGCGACUUGAUUGACGAUCUGUAGCACAGCAUCAGUGAUAAUGCGGCUGAUCGAUUGGGCUAAGAUGUUGAAAAAUGUGUAUUAGCAAACCCCUACGAAAACUGGAUAGAAUCAAAGAUAGGAUCUUAUCUGAUUUGAGAAGCAUUGUGGGUAAUAGGGUCCAUUUUAUAAGGAGAACAUCAUGAUCUGCUUGUUGGUUGAUGGUAGUCUUUUGCAGAACAGUGAAUUUGUGGUCAUGUUUCAGUGCUACUGUACCUUAACCCUCAUUUAAACGUGACAUUUGGACCAGUAUACUGUACAUAUUCAGCCAAUGAACCACCGCAAUUCACACACAGCAUCCCUUUAACUGGGACGAUCCUCUGGGACAGGUUUUCAUCAUGUAAUCAAAAUUGUAAAGGACUGAAGGAGGUAGUAGCACACACUGGGAUAUGUGGCAGAGUGGUGCCAUGGAUAUUGGGUACUGGAAAGUGUAAACAGUUUUCUCAGAAGGCAGGAUUACAUAAUCGCAUGUAAUGCUUUAAUGACGUCCAAUUCAGUCUAAUGAAGGGUUCAGCCGAUUCUGAUCACUAGCCUAGGAAUGCCUGUUCCACCAUCCUGGGCCUUAAAUAAUCACUUGUAUUGUCAAAUAUGGCUGGCAUUGGUAAAAAUCUAAUGUAAAAAAUGCAAAUAUCUAAAAGAUGUUCUGAUAUAUUCUUUGUUGUUUUGUGUUUCCAUUUCUCUUUUUGUUUUUUGUUUUUUUCAGUAUGCACCAAUAGAGAGUUUGUGUUCAUGGAUGAAGUGUCAAAAAAAAAAAACAUUAGGAAAUUUGAUGCCAAUUUGUCAAUUUACUGUUUUAUGUUCCUGGAAAAAAAAUACUUGUCAAUUAUAUACAUCAUACAAUUUUGAAAA